Clunio marinus is the source of this 654-nucleotide messenger RNA. The record is from the annotation of a GenBank genome assembly. Lineage: Eukaryota; Metazoa; Arthropoda; Insecta; Diptera; Chironomidae.
AUGAGCAAAAACAGUACAGUGUGCAUUAUGAAGCUUUUACAUUUCUUCGUUAUUGCGAUUAUUGCUAAAGAAGUCUUACCUGAACGUGCUCCCAGCAAUGCAUGUUCAAGUGAUGAUGUGGGGUUUAGUCCAGAGGACAUUUCAAAUCAAUUGUUAAGCAUCAGGGACUAUCUCGAUGGACUUUAUGAUGAUUUUUUGCCAUACUUCCAAGGCCAGGAAAUUGAAAGCUUCAAAGGUUCAAAAAUUGAAAUUCUGGAUGAUGUCGCUAGUCUUUUAGGAAACAUUAUUAGUGCGUUAGCGGAAAGAGAAAUUACAAUUUCGUUAGAUAGCAUUGUACAAGCGAUUGAAGCGUUGAUAGACAAUCAGACAACAACAGGAACUCUGAAGACCAUAGAGGACUAUGUGAGCUCUGCAAAUCUCACGAACCAAAUUUUAUUCAUUAUUUUCAAGUCAGUUAUGGAAGCUUUGGCAAUUGAAACUGAAUCUACUGCUGAUUAUUUAACUCAAGUUGCGAAAAUGGAAAUUAAUCCGGCCGACUAUCCCAUUAGCUGCAUUGCUCAAGAUUUAAUAGAUUUCUAUAACUUUAUGAUAAAUUUAUACAUAGAAGUUGAAAACAACGUUCUUCAAGUGGUUGAGGGUCUGAGAGGGCAAUAA